CCGCCAUAUUGUCUUGGAGCAAAACAAUCCCAGGGCCGCCGCGUUGCUGCCGCUGGCGGGGGAUUUCUGACCAAUAUAUGACCGAUAGCCCUAAAUUGCAAUGCUCGGCUGAUUCCCCAGUGCCUGAACCCCUGAGAGAGAGCCAGGCACGGGGGCGAGGAGGAGCAGGCCACCAACCCGCGGCCCAAGUUCCCAGCGAUGUCUGGCUUCAUUGAGGUGGAGGCGGAGGAGAGUGAGGAGGAGGAGGAGGAGUACGAUGAUGAUGAGAAGAAGAAACUGAAACAGCUUAAGAAGAAGUCACACAUUCAGGAUUCUUCCGAGGAGGAUGAUGAGGACGAGGAAGAUGAGGAGAAUAACGACUUCAUCAACGACAAUGUGGAGGACGAUGAUGAGGAGGGUGGCUCGGACAGUGAGAUAGAGGGGAAGAGGAAGCGAAGGGACGACGAUGAUGAUGACCUUGAUGCUGAUAACCUGGAUGAUGAUGACCUCGACCUGAUUGAAGAGAAUAUUGGUGUUAAGCUUGAUAGGAAGAAAAAGUUUAAGCGAUUGAAGCGUAUCGAGGAUGACGACUCCGAUAAUGAAAAUGAGGACAUCCAGGACAAGAUCAGGAAUGAGAUCUUCGAACACUCCGGUGAUGAGGAUGAAGAUGGCACCUCCCAAGCCCACCACGCACCCCAGCAGCCCGAGACUUACCCUUCAGACGAGGAGGAGGAUGGCGAGUUUGCUGACGAGAUGUUCAUUGUGGACGAGGAGGGCAAACCAUAUGCCCGUCAGAAGAAGAAGCCGGUGUUCGAGGACGAGGGGCUGGAGGCGGCCAGGGACAUCUUCGGUUGUGACUUCGACUAUGGGGAGUUUGAGCAGUAUGAAGACUGGGAGGAGGAGGAUGAUGACGAGGCGGAGGAUGAUGAGUACGAGGAGGACGAGGACGGGGAGGCCAGGGAGAGGAGGAGGAGCAGGAAGGAGCGUAGGAAGCAGGUUAAGAAAUCCAUCUAUGAGGUGUUUGAACCGAGUGAGCUGGAGCGGGGCCACCUCACCGACCAGGAUCAUGAGAUACGCAAGCUGGACAUGCCCGAGAGGUUCCAGCUGCGGCAGAUCCCAGUGACAAGGACCAGGGGCGAGGGAGAUGACCGCGCCGCCGACAAGGAGCUGGACCAGGAGGCGAAGUGGAUCUACCAUCACGCCUUCUUCCGCCCCUUCAUCUCCAACCAGGAGGGUCGUGAGGAGGCCCGGCAGCGCUCCAGGCGAGACAUCAACAUGAUUCAGAAGAUCUACAAUGCCCUUGACCUGAUGAGGAACUCUACGUGUGAGGUUCCCUUCAUCGCCUUCUACAGGAAAGAGGAGGUGCAGCCCGAACUGAACAUCCAUGACCUGUGGAAGGUGUACCAGUGGGAUGAGAAGUGGUGUCAACUCAAAAGCCGCAAAGAGAACCUACGCGCGAGGUUCCAGAUGAUGGCUGAGUACCAGGGCGACCUCAUCAUGAAGGACCUGGACGCCCCACUGCCUGAGAAUAUGCGAAUGCUGAAGGAGGAGGACAUAGAGAGGAUUGAGGAGAUUGAGACCUCGGAGCAGUUCAAUGACCACUACAAGCACUUCCUGCUGUACUAUGGCAAGGACCAGCCGGCCAUGCGGGAUCACAUGAAGGCACGGCGCAGGGAGCAGCGACCUACCACCAGGAUCGUCAAGGUCAUGCGAAAAGUGAGGAGAAAGAAGAAGAAGAAGAAGAAGAGCCACCUGAUCGUUGAGGAUGACGAGGAAGAGGAGGGAAAGAACAAGGAAGGAGAGGAGAAUGAGAAGGAGAAGGAAAAGGAGAAGGAGAAUGAGAAUGAGGAGGAGGGAGAGAAAACAGGAGAGAACGGAGAGACAGAGAAGACCAUGGACGUCGAUGGCGAGGAGGGGGAGAAGGAGAAGGAGGACGGAGAAGAGACAGCGGAGAAAAGCCAGGAAGACGCCGAGAAGGAGAAGGAGAAGGAAAAAGAAAAGGAGAAGGAGAAAGAGAAGGAAGAUGGCGAGGAUGACGACGACGAGGAGGAGGAGGAGGAAGAGGAGGUUGAGACGGAGGUGGAGGAGGAGGUGGAGGAGGAGAACCAAGAGGUGGAGGAGGACCAGGAGGCUCUGAAGAAGGCUGUGCGGAGACACGAGUAUGAGCUCCUGAGGAAGGCCGGAAUUGAAUCCCUCACGAAGAAGUUCGGUUUGACCCCAGAGCAGUUCGGGGAGAAUCUUCGCGACAACUACCAGCGUUUUGAUGUGGAACAGUGCCAGGAGGACCCCAUGAAGGAGGCCGAGGAGUUUUUGUCCAAGAUGUGCAGCACCCCAGAGCGUGUGCUGGAGGCGGCUGUCAGGAUGGUCGGGUGGCAGCUGGCGUGUGACCCCCUCGUCCGCCGCACCCUUCGAGAGGCCUACUUUGAGCGUUCAAGGAUCAGCUGUCGGCCCACUACACAGGGCGUGAAGGUCAUUGACGAGCACCACCCGCUCUACGCCGUCAAGUACCUUAAGGACAAGCCCGUGACUGACCUCCAGGGUGACCAGUUCUUGCGGCUGAAGUGUGGCGUCGAGGACAAGUUCAUGACCAUCAGCCUCGGGGAUACCAUGGAGGGCAACACCACCACCAACUUCCUGGACGAGGUGAAGCAGCUCUACUACAAGGAUGAGUUCUCGCAGGUCGUACAGGACUGGAAUGAGCUGCGAGGGCGCGCUGUGACCUUCGCCUACAAGCGGGUCAUCGAGGACUUGAAGAGGGAGCUAUCACAACGGCUGCUGCAGGAGGCCCGGGACCACGUGACCGAGCAGUGUUGCAGCAAACUCUACAACUGGAUCAAGAUUGCCCCCUAUGACCCUGGUGACUUCUCAGACGAGGAUGCCGAUGACUGGGACACCUCCAAGGGCUUCCGGGUGUUUGCCGUUUCCUUCGUCCCUGACCUCUCCCAGGCUGCCUUCGGGUGCUGCAUCGACAUAGACGGCGACUGCUGCGAGUACAUCCGCCUCCCUCAUCUCCUGAAGCGCCGUAAUGCCUACAAUGAGCGCGACGCCAUGGCCAAGGAGAAUGACAUCCGCCGCAUGCAGGAUUUUAUCAUCCGCCGGAAGCCUCACGUCAUAGCUGUGAGCGGGGAGUGUCGGGAUGCUCUCAUGGUGAAGGAGGACCUCAUUCAGAUCCUCAAGGACUUGGAGGAGCAGGAGCAGUUCCCUAAGAUCAACGUGGAGAUCAUUGAGAAUAACCUCGCCGACAUCUACUCCAUGUCCAAGAAGGGUGAGUCGGACUUCCUCGACUACCCUCCACUGCUCCGCCAAUCCAUCUCCAUCGGGCGCCGCGUCCAGGACCCCCUCAUUGAGUUCUCCCAGCUGUGUAAUCCCGAUGAGGAGCUUCUCAAUAUCAAGUUCCACCCCUUGCAGGAUCAACUCAACUCCUCAGAGCUGCUCAAUGCCCUCUACACGGAGUUUGUCAAUAGGACGAACGAGGUGGGGGUGGACCUGAACCGUGCCGUGGCCUACCCUUACACCCAGAACCUAGUCCAGUUUGUCUGUGGGCUGGGGCCGAGGAAGGCUAACCUGCUCAUCAAGAACAUGAAGCAGAACAACCAGCGGCUGGAGAACAGGAACCAGCUGGUCGUCAACUUCCACAUGGGUCCCAAGGUGUUCAUCAACUGUGCCGGGUUCAUCAAGAUCGACACCAAUGCUCUCGGCGACAGUGAAAACUACAUCGAGGUAUUGGACUCCACCCGCAUCCACCCAGAGGCAUAUGACUGGGCAAGGAAGAUGGCUGUUGAUGCCUUGGAGUACGAGGAGGAGGAGGGGAAGCCAGCAGAAGCACUGGAGGAGAUCUUGGAAACUCCUGAGAGGCUGAGUGAGUUGGAUCUGGAGGCCUUCGCUACAGAGCUGCAGAAUCAGGGCUUUGGUAAGAAGAACACGACCUUGUAUGACAUCAGGCAUGAGCUCAACCACAGGUACAAGGACUUCCGGCUGCCCUUCAGGUCCCCAACACCGGAGGAGAUCUUCAACAUCCUCACGAAGGAGUCUCCAGAAACCUUUUACGUUGGGAAGCUUGUCCAAGUCUAUGUUGCCAACUUCAUCCACCGUAAGCCUCGUGGAGACCAGCUGGACAACGCUAAUCCUGUCAGGAAUGAGGAGACUGGGUUGUGGCAGUGUCCAUUCUGUCUCAAGAACGAUUUCCCGGAGCUGAGUGAGGUGUGGAACCAUUUUGACGCUGGUGACUGCCCCGGCCAGGCCAUUGGUAUCAGAGUCCGCCUGGAUAAUGGCAUAUCAGGCUUCAUCAGCAUAAAGAAUCUGUCCGACAAGACCGUCACCAACCCGGCCGAGAGAGUGCGGAGAGACGGCCUGGUGCUCUGCCGCAUCAUGAAGAUUGACCCUGAAAAGUUCUCCGUUGAGCUGACCUCGAGAACUUCCGACCUCCAGGACAGAGACAGCAAGUGGAAGCCCCCGAAGGACCCUUACUAUGAUGUCGAGGCUGAGGAGAAGGACCUGAACAUGGACCGUAAGAGGAAGGACAAGAAGAAGACGCAGUACCAGAAGCGUGUCAUCGCCCAUCCGUCCUUCAGGAACAUUGACUACAACGAGGCGGAGAAGGUCAUGCAGACGCUGGAGCAGGGCGAGGUCAUCAUCCGACCCUCCAGCAAGGGCAUCGACCACCUCACAGCCACGUGGAAGGUCACGGACGGUAUCUGUCAGCACAUAGACAUCCAGGAGCAGGACAAGCAGAAUGACUUCUCCCUGGGGCAGAAGCUGUGGAUCGGCUCGGAGGAGUUUGAGGAUCUGGAUGAAAUCAUAGCUCGCUACAUCACUCCAAUGGCGGUCAACGUGCGUCAGAUCCUGGAGUACAAGUAUUACAAGGAGUCCAUCUCUGGCAGCAAGGAGAAGGCCUCAGAGUUACUCAAGGAGGAGAAGAAGAAGAACCCCAAGACCAUUCCCUACAUCUUCUCUCCCAGCAAGGAGCUGCCGGGCAAGUUCCUGCUGUCAUACCUCCCCCGCACCAAGGUGAUCCACGAGUACGUCACGGUCACCCCCGAAGGGUUCAAGUUCCGCCAGCGCAUGCAGCACCCCAACCUGGCCGGCCUCCUCAAGUGGUUCAAGCAGAACUUCCGCCGGGCAGUGCCGGGGGCCACGCCGGGCAUGAUGUCCACCCGCACACCCUACAUGGGCGGCACCACGCCCAACCUGAUCGGAGUGGACGCCUCCACCAUCCAGAAGGUGGCACAAAACCUCAACCCCCACAUGCUGCACAACCUGUCCCAGGCCGCCACCAACACCCCCUACGGCGCCCACACACCUGGGGCAUUCUCACAGGGCUACUCCAACUACGCCAACACCCCCUACACCCCCUCGGGCCAGACCCCCUUCAUGACCCCCUACGCCACCCCCGGGCCCUCCACCACUCCGCGCUACGGCUCCCAGACCCCCGUGUACGGCAGCACGGGUAACCGCACACCCUCGCACCGGCCCGCUGGUGCCCACGCCUCGCAGACACCGCGCUCCAUCCCCACGGUCAGCAGCCGCAACGAGCAGAUGGACUGGAAGCUGGCGGCGGCGGCGUGGAUGCAGGCCAAGGGUAGCACCAGCGGCCACGCCAGCGGCGGGAGGAUGACGCCGCGCCACCACGACAGCGGCCGCAGCACACCACGCUACUCCGACACCUCGCGCUACUCCGCCAGCCCCCGCUACCAUGACGACGGGUCCCGCCGCACGCCGCGCUACGAGGACCGCACGCCGCGCCCCUACCAUGACUACGACAACCCCCGCGCCACGCCACGCUCAGCCCGCUCCACGCCCAAGACCAUCCACUCCCCCGCCAACAUGAGCAUCGGCGGGGACCAGACGCCCCUCUACGACGAGUGAGGCGCCUCCCCCCCAACUGCCAUGCCCGCCCCCCUGACCUCAUACUCCACCCUCCCUGCCCCUACCCUCCCUCCUCCCCUGCCCUGGAGCUAGACUUAACUUAUGGUAUUAUAAGGUUGGGAUUUUCCUAUGACAUAAUGUUGUUAAUGUGUAUAACAGUGUAGUUGUCUUUUCAUUAAUUUCCUUAUCGUAUGUCCCCAUACUCUUAUAUUUUAUAUCUAUAUAAACUCUUGGUAACUGUAGUGGUGAUGAUAUUUACAUACAAAUACCCAGUUGGGUGUUUUUUUGCAUUACUAUGCUUGUAAGAGUGACUACUGUAUUACCAAGGCUCCUUAGAAAGCUACUGUGAUCUGUUCAAUACAGGUGAAACGUG
This is a messenger RNA of Eriocheir sinensis (Chinese mitten crab), 6217 nucleotides long. RefSeq names its product transcription elongation factor SPT6-like (gene Spt6). Gene Ontology annotation, biological process: transcription elongation-coupled chromatin remodeling; nucleosome organization; positive regulation of transcription elongation by RNA polymerase II. The record is from RefSeq and is a predicted model, not a curated record. Bases 199 to 5844 code for a protein of 1881 amino acids. Lineage: Eukaryota; Metazoa; Arthropoda; Malacostraca; Decapoda; Varunidae. Gene Ontology annotation, molecular function: DNA binding; histone binding; nucleosome binding. The transcript has 14 exons. Gene Ontology annotation, cellular component: transcription elongation factor complex.